GCGAGUUGCCGAACCCAGACUUGGGCCGACCGGUUGAGCUGCUGUCCUGACUCAGUUGGGCGGACAAGCGGACCCUCUUCUCUGGAUCUGCGGGGACUGAGAGAGGGGCCUCACCCCGUCACCUCCGCGACAGCCUAGAGCGCCCUCCUCAAGAAAGCGCCCACGCGGGCACACUCACAGCUGCGGGGGGGCCCCGCUGCCCGGAGACCCCGCCUCCGCGGUAUUCGCCAAAGCACGUGGCGUCACUCGACCCUUUGCUCCAGCUCCGCCAGCUCAGGCCAGGAAGCCCGGGGAUGAGUGCCUACAUCUUUGGCCUGGACACCUGCCUGGACACCUGAGGCUCACCAAGCGCCCCCCCACCUCCUGCCCCACCAGCACCAGGCAUGGGACUGCCCCUGGCUGGGAGCAGCAGCAGGACAGGGAGGAAGCUUGAUCUGCCCAGCAGGGCUUUUGAAGCCGCCUUGGAAGGGGACUUUGAGCUACAGGGAUAUGCCUUUGAGGCAGCAGAGGAGCAGCUGAGGCCACCUCGGACUGUGCGUGUGGGACUUGUUCAGAACAAAACUCCCCUGCCUGCAGAUGCCCCUGUGGCAAAACAGGUCACUGCCCUUCAUAGACGCAUAGAAGCCAUCGUAGAGGUGGCUGCAGUGUGUGGAGUGAACAUCAUCUGUUUCCAGGAAGCAUGGACUAUGCCCUUUGCUUUCUGUACAAGAGAGAAGCUUCCUUGGACGGAAUUUGCUGAGUCAGCCGAGGACGGACCCACCACCAGAUUCUGUCAGAAGCUGGCAAAGAAGCAUGACAUGGUGGUGGUAUCCCCCAUCCUGGAACGAGAUAGGGAGCAUGGGGACAUUUUGUGGAACACAGCCGUGGUAAUCUCCAAUUCUGGAGCAGUCCUGGGAAAGACCAGGAAAAACCACAUCCCCAGAGUGGGUGACUUCAAUGAGUCAACUUACUACAUGGAGGGAAACCUUGGACACCCGGUGUUCCAGACUCAGUUUGGGAAGAUUGCAGUGAACAUUUGCUAUGGGCGUCACCACCCUCUCAACUGGCUCAUGUACAGCAUCAACGGAGCUGAGAUCAUCUUCAACCCGUCAGCCACUAUCGGAGCACUCAGCGAGUCCCUGUGGCCAGUUGAGGCCAGAAACGCAGCCAUUGCGAAUCACUGCUUUACUUGUGCCAUCAACCGUGUAGGCCAGGAGCACUUUCCCAAUGAGUUUACCUCUGGAGAUGGGAAGAAAGCUCACCGGGACUUUGGCUACUUUUAUGGCUCGAGCUACGUGGCGGCCCCUGACAGCAGUCGCACUCCUGGGCUCUCCCGCAACAAGGACGGGCUGCUGGUGGCUGAGCUCGACCUGAACCUCUGCCGGCAGGUGAAUGACAUCUGGAACUUCAAGAUGACCGGCAGAUAUGAGAUGUAUGCUCAGGAGCUUGCAGAAGCCAUCAAACCCAACUACAGCCCCAAUGUCGUGAAAGAGUAGCUGGAUUUUAGCUCCUGCCUGCCAAGGAUGGCACCUCUGCCCCUAGCAGAUCUGCAAGUACAGCAGGCUUUACAUGUGCAAGUUCUCCCCGGUGGUAUCCUGGUAACAUUUCUGUCCACAUAGGUUUAAAAACACCUAGACACGGGGAGAUGCCUGGGUGGCUCAGCAGUUGAGCCUCUGCCUUGGGCUCAGGGCAUGAUCCUGGAGCCCCAGGAUCGAGUCCCACAUCGGGCUCCCUGCAUGGAGCCUGCUUCUCCCUCUGCCUAUGUCUCUACCUCUCUCCUUCUGUGUCUCUCAUGAAUAAAUAAAUAAAAUAUUUUUUAAAAAAAGAAAGAAAGGAAGAAAAAUGCCUAGAUAGGGAGGGUAUAUUGAAGAAUAACUGUCCAGUGGGUAUGAGUUUCCUUCCUGGAUGAUGAAAUCUUUUGGGCUUACACAGAAGUGUUGCUUACACAACAUUGUGAAUGUGCUAAUGUAGAAUGCCACUCAAUUGUAUACUUUAAAAUGGCUAAAUUUAUGUCAUGUGAAUUUUACCCCCAUUAAAAAAAAAAAUCCGGAAUGCC
Molecule: messenger RNA, 2035 nt
Organism: Canis lupus familiaris (dog)
Lineage: Eukaryota; Metazoa; Chordata; Mammalia; Carnivora; Canidae
Gene: UPB1
Product: beta-ureidopropionase 1
Exons: 11
Coding region: 384-1475 (363 amino acids)
Molecular function (GO): beta-ureidopropionase activity
Source: RefSeq, a predicted model, not a curated record